AUGGACAACUUCUGCUUUGUCCCUUCUCCAGAUCCUGUCACCCCAGUGGAAGAUGACUCUGUCAUCCACGUGCGUGAGGAGAGGAAGAUGUAUGUGUCUUCUGGUCUGGCAAUUUGCUGCUUCGUCGUGCACAAGCGCUGCCAUGAGUUCGUCACCUUCUCCUGCCCCGGUGCUGACAAGGGCCCGGCCUCUGAUGAUCCCCGGAGCAAACACAAAUUUAAAAUCCACACGUACUCCAGCCCCACCUUCUGUGACCACUGCGGGUCGUUGCUGUACGGGCUCAUUCACCAGGGGAUGAAAUGUGACACCUGCAUGAUGAACGUGCACAAGCGCUGCGUGAUGAACGUCCCCAGCCUGUGCGGGACCGACCACACCGAGCGCCGGGGGCGGAUCUACAUCCGGGCAGACAUCGAGAAGGACGUGCUCACCGUCGUAGUAAGAGAUGCUAAAAACCUAGUUCCUAUGGAUCCGAAUGGCUUGUCAGAUCCCUACGUGAAGCUUAAACUAAUCCCUGACCCCAAAAAUGAAAGCAAACAGAAGACCAAAACUAUCAAGUGCUCCCUGAAUCCUGAGUGGAAUGAGACAUUUAAAUUCCAACUGAAAGAGGCAGACAAAGACAGGCGGUUGUCAGUGGAGAUUUGGGACUGGGACCUGACCAUUUUUUUGAGCUCCUUGUCCUUUGGGAUUUCGGAGCUGCAGAAGUCAGGAGUCGAUGGAUGGUUUAAGCUGCUGAGCCAGGAGGAAGGGGAGUAUUUCAACGUCCCGGUGCCUCCCGAGGGAGAAGAAGGAAACGAGGAACUGAGGCAGAAAUUUGAGAGAGCCAAGAUUGGAACCGGGUCCAAGGCUGCAGAUGAGAAGACAACAAAUGCCAUUUCCAAAUUCGACAACAAUGGGAGCAGAGAUCGGAUGAAACUUUCGGAUUUCAAUUUCCUGAUGGUGUUGGGAAAAGGAAGCUUUGGGAAGGUGAUGCUGGCAGAGAGGAAGGGCACGGACGAGCUCUACGCUGUCAAGAUCUUGAAGAAGGACGUGGUUAUCCAGGACGAUGAUGUAGAAUGCACCAUGGUUGAGAAACGUGUCCUGGCCCUCUCUGGGAAGCCUCCAUUCCUGACCCAGCUCCACUCCUGCUUCCAGACAAUGGAUCGCUUGUAUUUUGUGAUGGAAUAUGUGAAUGGUGGGGACUUAAUGUACCAGAUCCAGCAGGUUGGGAGGUUUAAAGAGCCACAUGCUGUAUUCUAUGCAGCAGAAAUAGCCAUUGGCCUCUUCUUCCUGCAGAGCAAAGGCAUCAUUUAUCGAGACCUGAAGCUGGACAACGUGAUGCUGGACAGCGAGGGGCACAUCAAGAUCGCGGACUUCGGCAUGUGCAAGGAGAACAUCUGGGACGGGGUGACCACCAAGACCUUCUGUGGCACUCCCGACUACAUUGCACCUGAGAUAAUUGCAUAUCAGCCCUAUGGGAAGUCCGUGGAUUGGUGGGCAUUUGGAGUCCUGCUCUAUGAAAUGUUAGCUGGCCAGGCUCCCUUUGAGGGGGAAGAUGAAGAUGAGCUCUUCCAGUCCAUCAUGGAGCACAACGUAGCCUACCCCAAGUCCAUGUCUAAGGAGGCCGUGGCAAUCUGCAAAGGGCUGAUGACCAAGCACCCUGCCAAGCGCCUGGGCUGCGGCCCCGAGGGGGAGCGGGACAUCAAGGAACACGCCUUCUUCCGCUACAUCGACUGGGACAAGCUGGAGCGCAAGGAGAUCCAACCUCCCUUCAAGCCAAAGGCUAAGGACAAACGAGACACUUCCAACUUCGACAAAGAGUUCACCCGGCAGCCGGUGGAGCUCACGCCCACGGACAAACUCUUCAUCAUGAACUUGGACCAGAACGAGUUUGCUGGAUUCUCCUACACUAACCCCGAGUUUGUCAUUAACGUGUAG
Chaetura pelagica (chimney swift) is the source of this 1914-nucleotide messenger RNA. RefSeq names its product protein kinase C, beta (gene PRKCB). Gene Ontology annotation, biological process: protein phosphorylation. Lineage: Eukaryota; Metazoa; Chordata; Aves; Apodiformes; Apodidae. The record is from RefSeq and is a predicted model, not a curated record. Gene Ontology annotation, molecular function: diacylglycerol-dependent serine/threonine kinase activity; ATP binding; zinc ion binding.